AUUGGGCGGCUGAGGGGGAGGAGGCGGGACGCAGCCAGCGGGCCCCACGGUCCUGCGCGGUGCAGCGGUGGGUGCGCUUGACUGACAGGCGGCGGCGGCGCGGUUGCGACGGCAGGUUCCCUGCCAGAGGCCUGCACUCACUUCAGCCCUCGCGCCCCACCACCAUCGGCUGUCCGCGGAGAAUACAGAUGCUGGCCGCUCCCCGGGAGUGUCGCUGUGCGCAGAGGUGAGCCCUGGCCAGCAUGGGGGACGCCAGGGACCUUUGCCCUCACCUUGACUCCAUAGGGGAGGUGACCAAAGAGGACUUGCUGUUCAAAUCUAAGGGAGCCUGUCAGUCGUGUGGUGUUACUGGACCGAACCUGUGGGCCUGUCUCCAGGUCUCCUGCUCCUAUGUUGGCUGCGGAGAAUCCUUCGCUGACCAUAGCACCAUUCACGCUCAGGCAAAAAAGCACAACCUGACAGUGAACCUGACCACGUUCCGGGUGUGGUGUUACGCCUGUGAGAAGGAAGUGUUCCUGAAGCAGAGGCUGGCAGCACCCCUGGCGGGCCCCUCGCCCAAAUUCUCGGAGCAGGACCCUCCGCUGCCCUCGCACCCUCUGAAAGCUGUCCCUAUUGCUGUGGCCGACGAAGGAGAGUCCGAGUCAGAGGAUGAUGACCUGAAACCUCGAGGCCUCACGGGUAUGAAGAACCUCGGCAACUCCUGCUACAUGAACGCCGCCUUGCAGGCCCUGUCCAACUGCCCUCCGCUCACCCAGUUCUUCUUGGAGUGUGGAGGCCUGGUGCGCACAGACAAGAAGCCAGCCCUGUGCAAAAGUUACCAGAAGCUGGUCUCUGAGGUCUGGCACAGGAAACGCCCAAGCUACGUGGUUCCCACCAGCCUGUCUCACGGGAUCAAGUUGGUCAACCCGAUGUUCCGAGGCUAUGCCCAGCAGGACACCCAGGAGUUCCUGCGCUGCCUGAUGGACCAGCUGCACGAGGAGCUCAAGGAGCCCGUGGUGGCGGCCGCCGCGGCACUGGCCGAGGCCCGGGACUCAGACUCGAGCGACACGGACGAGAAGCGCGAGGGCGACCGGAGCCCGUCCGAGGACGAGUUCCUGUCCUGUGACUCGAGCAGCGACCGGGGUGAGGGCGAUGCGCAGGGCCGUGGCGGGGGCGGCUCGCAGGCCGAGGCGGAGCUGCUGACCCCCGACGAGGCGGGCCGCGCCAUCUCCGAGAAGGAGCGCAUGAAGGAUCGCAAGUUCUCCUGGGGCCAGCAGCGCACCAGCUCGGAGCAAGUGGAUGAGGACGCCGACGUGGACACGGCCUUGGCCGCCCUCGACGACCAGCCCGCAGAGGCCCGGCCGCCGUCGCCGCGGUCCCCCAGCCCCUGCCGGACCCCAGAGCCGGACAACGAGGCCCACAUGCGCAGCGCCUCCCGCCCCUGCAGCCCCGUGCGCCACCACGAGGGCCACGCCAAGCUGGCCAGCAGCCCUCCUCGGGCGAGCCCCGUGAGGAUGGGGCCGUCGUACGUGCUCAAGAAAGCCCAGGUACUGAGUGCCGGCAGCCGGAGGCGGAAGGAGCAGCACUACCGCAGCGUGAUCUCCGACAUCUUCGACGGAUCCAUUCUCAGCCUCGUGCAGUGUCUCACCUGUGACCGUGUGUCCACCACGGUAGAGACGUUCCAGGACCUGUCGCUGCCCAUUCCUGGCAAGGAGGACCUGGCCAAGCUGCACAUCUACCAGAACGUGCCAGCCAAGCCGGGCGCCUGCGGGGACAGCUACGCCGCCCAGGGCUGGCUCGCCUUCAUCGUGGAGUAUAUCCGGAGGUUUGUGGUAUCCUGUACCCCCAGCUGGUUUUGGGGGCCGGUCGUCACCCUGGAAGACUGCCUUGCUGCCUUCUUCGCUGCUGAUGAGCUGAAGGGCGACAACAUGUACAGCUGUGAACGGUGUAAAAAGCUGCGGAACGGGGUGAAAUACUGUAAGGUCCUGCGGCUGCCCGAGAUCCUGUGCAUCCACCUGAAGCGCUUUCGGCACGAGGUCAUGUAUUCGUUCAAAAUCAGCAGCCACGUCUCCUUCCCCCUCGAGGGACUUGACUUGCGUCCAUUCCUUGCCAAGGAGUGCACGUCGCAGAUCACCACCUACGACCUCCUCUCUGUCAUCUGCCACCACGGCACAGCAGGCAGUGGCCACUACAUCGCCUACUGCCAGAACGUCAUCAACGGGCAAUGGUACGAGUUCGAUGACCAGUAUGUCACUGAGGUCCACGAGACGGUGGUGCAGAACGCCGAGGCCUACGUCCUCUUCUACAGGAAGAGCAGCGAGGAGGCGGUGCGGGAGCGGCAGCAGGUGGUAUCCCUGGCCGCCAUGCGGGAGCCUAGCCUGCUGCGGUUCUAUGUGUCCCGGGAAUGGCUUAACAAGUUCAACACCUUUGCGGAGCCGGGGCCCAUCACCAACCACACCUUCCUCUGCUCCCACGGAGGUGAGGGCGCCUUCUCUGCGGUGGGGGCGCGGGGCGGGCGGCCGAGCCCCCAGCUCCCCGUCCCUCUGCCUUCCUCCCCAGGCAUCCCGCCCAACAAAUACCACUACAUCGACGACCUGGUAGUGAUCCUGCCCCAGAACGUCUGGGAGCACCUCUACAACAGGUUUGGGGGCGGCCCUGCCGUGAACCAUCUGUACGUGUGCUCCGUCUGCCAGGUGGAGAUAGAGGCACUGGCCAAGCGCAGGCGGAUUGAGAUCGACACCUUCAUUAAGCUCAACAAAGCCUUCCAGGCCGAGGAGUCCCCCAGCGUCAUCUACUGCAUCAGCAUGCAGUGGUUCCGGGAGUGGGAAGCCUUUGUCAAGGGCAAGGACAAUGAGCCCCCCGGGCCCAUUGACAACAGCAGGAUCGCACAGGCCAGGGGAAGCGGCCACAUUCAAUUGAAGCAGGGAGCUGACUAUGGGCAGAUUUCGGAGGAGACCUGGGUCUACCUGAACAACCUGUAUGGCGGUGGCCCCGAGAUCGCCAUCCGACAGAGUGUGGCCCAGCUCCAGGACCCAGAGAGCUUACACGGGGAGCAGAAGAUCGAAGCCGAGACCCGGGCCGUGUGACUUGGUGGGCCAGUCUGCCCCUGCCUUCGCCCUCCUCCCGGCAGAGGGCGCGUUUGUACCCCGAAGACGGGCCGGCCACUUUGGAAACCCAGAUGUGUAAAGAGGCAGAAAAGUUGUUUCGGUUCAAGUGAGUCGUGCCACAACCAGGAAACACAUCCACCGCAGGCUGUUCAAACGGCCGAGGCUCGGUGACGUUCGUUAACUUGGGUGUCCGUCCCCGUGUGCCACAAGCGUUGUGUCCCCAACCCGCCCUCCGCUAACUCGGGCCCAGCUUUUGUCCCUGGGGCUCGCAGUCAGGGACCGUGGCCGUCCAGCACCCGGACUCACAGCCCAGAGCUGGGGAGCAGGGUGCCGAGCACGCGAGGUCGGGGUGCGGGGGCCAGCUCCUCCCUGGGCCCCGCUUCGCCCGACUCCGUGGUCACAGACAGGCUCCUGAGUCCCACACUGCUGUCAGCGUUUCUCCUGCACGCUAACGACUCUGGACUCACACGCGAUCGGGAUCCGGGGUGGGGGUAGGAUUCGUCAGUAGAGAUGGUUUCUGGAGGCAGCUCCGUCCCUGUGCUGCCCCAUGGAUUGGCUGGAGCUUGCCCCCACCAGGGAACCGGAUGAUGAGACAGAGGUCCCCCGCUGUCACUGUCUCUUGCUGCUCACGCGGCUUCCCUGGGGGCUGGCGCUCGAAAACACAAGCUACCCCUUUCUCCCCGCACUGUUGCGCGCCCGUCGUGGAAGUAUGUUCUGGAUGCCGAGCGAGGCCACGGCUGGGGCGGUCGGGGUGAGCACGGGGGGGCCUGGGUCUUGCUUCCCGCGGCACUGAAGCCCCUGGACGAAGCAGCUGGGGUGGCUGCCCCCGGGGCCAGAGGGAGUGGGGGAUGGGGAAGGGGUCCUGGAACCGAAGCCCCCACACGCCGUGGCCUUCAGUCUCCAUAGAAGCAGAUGUCGGUGGAACUGCCAGGCCGUUCAGGCAGAGCCCCGAGGCUCUCGAAGCUGAAGCUCGCAGCUCGCUCCUGCCGUCUCUACCUGGCUCCUUCCCCACCGAGGCAGCAUGUGAUCAAAGAACCAGCCGCUGUGGAAUCCCUUGACCCUUGUCACAGUCUUCAGAGAGCCGCAGCGGCCACCACGCCUCAGAGCCGGGCGGCCGCACGUCACCCUGGCCGGGACGCACAGAUUCCGCGCCAGGUUGUGAGCUGGCCCCAGGUCUGCGCGGCCUCGUUUGUGUCCAGAAUGUCAUAAUAAAUACGUAUGCGUCCCCCACA
Messenger RNA from Leopardus geoffroyi (Geoffroy's cat), 4318 nucleotides. It is a transcript of the gene USP20, whose product is annotated as ubiquitin specific peptidase 20. The transcript is spliced from 25 exons. Lineage: Eukaryota; Metazoa; Chordata; Mammalia; Carnivora; Felidae. The coding region runs from base 243 to 3065 and encodes 940 amino acids. Gene Ontology annotation, molecular function: cysteine-type deubiquitinase activity; zinc ion binding. Gene Ontology annotation, biological process: protein deubiquitination. The record is from RefSeq and is a predicted model, not a curated record.